GCAUGUUUUAGAUGGUAUCAGUCAGCUUUUAUAGGCUCUUGUACUGAAUUAUCUCUUUAAUGUUAGAAAAUCAAUGGUUUUAAUGUUAGAGUAACUUCUCUUUGAUUGCUAAUUGCUGUCAACAAAACCAUAGUCUUGGCAAAAGCCGCUGUAACACUGGAGUUCUUUUUUGAGUGGGUUUGUUCUUAGCUGUUCUGAGGAUGUUCUUCUGUACACUUCUGUCUAAUUUUGGUGCCUAAAGGGAAGGAAAGGGGGUGGAGAACAGCCACCAGUUUUGUUUAAGGAAAAAUAAAUAAAUAAUACGAGUGCUACUCAUCUCUUGAAAGCAGUUAACUGCCACACUUCUUUCUUUGGUGGCUGCUGGAAGGGUGCAGCAAUCACAAAUGUACAAGACCAAAUGAGAAAAAAAAGAGAAAACACAGAACUAUUUGCCCUAAUCUUUUGCACAAUCUCUUGCUGAAUUGUUUCUCCAUCCGGUGACAGUUAAAGCCCUAUUUAGGAUCUCACUGCAAGAAAUUAUCUCUUUUGGAGCCACUCUUAGCAAAAAAAUAAGUCAAGAACAAGAAGUUCUUUCGUGUGAAAAAAGACAAGACUGCUGUGAUGUUAUUAGCUGUUCGUACUCCCUGAGUGGUAGAGACACUUUAGCAAUCACCUGUGUGAAGAUGGACAUGGUUGUUUUUCUCUUCAAGGGUACAACACAGUGAAAUCUAUCACUAAUCGAGUAAGAGCACAGCCACUUAGUAAACACUCAGACCAUGUUAUGCUCUAUGAAGUAGUAUCCAUUAUUCUGGGUGUAAUAGAACCAUAGGACAGGAGUCUGCAAAAUAAAUGAAGAUUGGGAAAAAUGGCCUGUGAAUUUAAUCUAAACUUCCUGAAAGAAUUGGAAUGGGAAGCUGUUCUGGAAGUCCUGUACCGUGACCAGAUGGUGAGGAAAACAGAGGAGGAAAGAAUAAGGAAACUGAAACUGCAGCUGCAGCAGCUUCGGUGGAAGGGAGCAAGAAAUGCAAGCAAUGAAUACCAGGAGAGAUGUUGUGCUCGCUGCCAGAAGUCGCUGGGACUGUUGAUGAACAGAGGGGCAGUGUGCAAUGGGUGCAGUCACCGAGUGUGCUCCGAGUGCCGGGUGUGCCUGAGCCCCUGCCUUUGGAAAUGCACUGUUUGUUACGCCCAUGGAGAUGUGAAAACAAAAGCUGGUGAAUGGUUCUUUGAGGAACGAGCGAAGAAGUAUCCAGGUGAAGACAAUCAUGAAACAGUUGGUGCAAAGCUCUUGAAAUCUUACCAGAAACUGAGUAAAAUUUCUGUUGUACCUCCAACUCCACCUCCUUUCACAGAAUCCACAGCAGGAAGCAAUGUGACAGUAAAUGAGCUUGGGCAGUCCAGAGGUUUUAAUAAAUCUGUGGAAAAUCUGUUUUUGUCUCUCGCAACACACAUCAAAAAAAUCUCUAAGUCCCAGAAUGAUAUGGCUGACCGAUGUCUCCUAACCACAGACUGUGGCCACAACGUGGAGAGAAGGAAGCAAAGAAGGAGCCUGUCUGACACUGCCAUCAACAUUACAAGCAGGAUGAAAAAUAUGCCCAGUCUUCAACAGCUUGUCACUGGGACCCAAAUUGACAGCGAGAUUCUGAGCAAGAGGAAUUGCAAGGAGGAAGAAGACAUUACAAGCAGUCCCACAAGUGAUGCAGUUUUCUAUGAUGGAAGAAAACAUGGGAGUUUGUGUAGUCUUAACAGUACUUGCACUGAGUCUGGCAACUUCGGCAAGGCUGAUGUCAUAGGAGAAAUAGAGUUUGCCCUAAGAUACAUCUUCGAAGCUUGCAUCUUAGAAGUUUGCAUCAAGGCAUGUAAGAACCUGGCUUAUGGAGAGGAGAAGAAGAAGAAGUGUAACCCGUAUGUUAAGGUUUAUUUACUCCCUGAUAAAUCUCCUUGGAGCAAGCGGAAGACAGCUGUCAAAAGGAGCACAGUGAACCCAGAAUUCAACGAAACUUUGAAGUACAAGAUUGAACCCUCCCAUCUGGGAAACCGGCAGCUUCAGGUCUCGGUGUGGCACGCAGGAGCACUCAAGCACAGGGUGUUUCUGGGGGAAGUGGUGAUCCCACUGGCAGCAUGGAAUUUCGAAGAGAACUCGAUGCAGCAGUUCAGCUGGUACCAGCUCAAACCCAAGCUUGAAAAGCUUGAAGAUGACCUUAAACAACACAACAGUGAACUCCUUGUGUCUGCAAGACUGUCAGUACCAGCCCAGUAUAGAAAUUCCCAGUUUGAAGGGCAAAAAGACCAAGUAGUUCCCAACUGCCAGCUUCAGGUUAUGAUAUUUGGGGCCAAGGACUUGCCUAUGCUGAGAUCUGCUGGAACAACAAACUCAUUUGUUAAAGGUGACAGCAGAUCAGAAGAGCCUACUUGCACCAUCAUGGAAGGCAGGUGUCUUGUCCUUCCAGACCAAGAAGAGGUAAAGCAGAAGUCUCCUGUCUUGAAGAGAGAGGCCUGUCCCCAGUGGAACCACUUGUUUGUCUUUGAUGGUGUUACCCCUGCUGAGCUACACCAAUCAUGUCUACACCUGACUGUCUGGAACCAGUCACCUUUUAGCUCAAGUGCUCAGUUCCUAGGAGGAGCCAAGCUUGGUGCAGAGAAAUCCUUGGGCUCUGCAGACCUUGUUUCUCAGUCAGUGCUCCAGUGGCACGAAGUGCUGUACAGCCCCAACACGUGGAUGGACUUUACACUUGUACUGCAUUCAAAUAAGGAAAACUUUAAAUCAUGAGAGAUUGCUGCACAGCAACUUCACCUUCCCUUCUUUUCAUUCAAGUGGCACACAGCUUUCAAGUCUGGGCAAUGCAUACUGCAGCAGUGCCAACUCCAACUUUGGGGAAACGAGAGUUAUGCAUUUGAAAGUGACAGUCUGCAAGUUUUAGUUCUCAAACAGUUAAAGCUUCUUUAGCUGUGGCUCUAGCUGGACUAUCAGGUCAGUAUUGUUUCUUUAGGAGUGGCAAAUUCAGUUUGCAAUGCAUUGUGCUGAGAAGGCAACAGUAGCCAAACGAUAGGCGGUUUUCCAUUUCUAGGCACAGCAGAACUGCAACUAUUCAAUGUAAUCACAGACAGGACUUAUUAUUGGAGACAAUAACUAUUAAAGUUACACACUUUCACUCCUUGUUGAUGCUUUGUACAUGUAGGUGGGCUCCUUUAUGCUUCAGAGCUAUUUAGAGAGCCACUUCACACAGCUCUAAAAAACUAUGGCCUGUGGCCACAUGCCUCUCAGAAUGUGGCUGUAUCAUGGUGCUUAAAACCAGUUGAGUAAGUUCUCCCUCACGUGGAGUGUGGGACAACAGUUAAGAAACUUCCUACACCUACAUUUAUUCUGUUAACUGCUGAUGUGAGAAAGUACUAACAAAGCUGAGCCACAUGGUAGACAGCCCAGGACAAGAGUUUAGCUAAGGUGAUAAUUUAGUCAUGCAAACGGUGGAAGCUUAAGGCCUAAAUACUGCAUCAGUUCACUUUGCCUCAGCUGUAGCAUCAGUGGCAGCAGAAACUUCAUCUGUACAACUGUAACUAACUGGUGGUGCUGUUAGAUACCUCCACUCAUUACAGCAAGUAUUCCCCUUUCUUUCUUUC
This is a messenger RNA of Pogoniulus pusillus (Red-fronted tinkerbird), 3594 nucleotides long. RefSeq names its product synaptotagmin like 3 (gene SYTL3). The coding region runs from base 845 to 2746 and encodes 633 amino acids. Lineage: Eukaryota; Metazoa; Chordata; Aves; Piciformes; Lybiidae. Gene Ontology annotation, molecular function: small GTPase binding; neurexin family protein binding. The record is from RefSeq and is a predicted model, not a curated record. The transcript has 17 exons. Gene Ontology annotation, biological process: exocytosis; intracellular protein transport. Gene Ontology annotation, cellular component: exocytic vesicle; plasma membrane.